AAUACUUAGCCAUUAACACUUAUGUAUUAUAAUUUAUAGCUGAAGACUGCAAAAAAACGUUGGCGAAAUAUACGUGAUACGUACAUGAGAAAUAAAAAAAAACUUGGGACUGGGUCGUCAGCAUUAUCAAAAAAGAAAUGGGCUUUGGCUGACAAUUUAACAUUCCUAAAUAACGUAGAAUAUGAAAGAAAUACAACAACAAAUGUUAAUCCAAAUGAUACAACAACAAAUGAUACAACAAUAAUUUAUGAUAAUGCAAAUGAUAUAACAAAUGCGAAUGAUUCUUCAAUGUGUUUCUUAAGUGAAGAAAGUAGUGAGUUAUUUGAAGGAGAUAAUACUACUGAAAAAUCCACUAUUGACUCAAAUUUUAACGAGUUUCAAAAACCAAAUAAAAAAUUUAAAUCAAAGUACAACAAAAAAGAUUUUUCAAAACAGCAAUCGGAAAGAGCUGUUAUUAUUCAAAAUUUACAGAAACAAAAUGAAACGAUUUUAAAUAAAGUGACCAACAAUGACGAAACCGAUUUAUUUUCCCAAAGUAUAGCGGCUAUGGUGAAAAAACUACCCCCUAAAGGCACAAGCGAGGCAAGACUUCAAAUUUUAAAAACCGUAUCUGAACUCGAAGAAAAGUAUUUGAUUAAUCCUUAUAUACCUACUCCAGGGGCAUUUUCAACUACCACUGUUUCAGAAUAUGAUUACAACAUAGCCCAUUCAAGUUCUACAUCAUCGUGUCAAAGUUUGUCAUCAAACUCACAAGGAUUUGCACCAUUUGUAUAUGGAAAUAAUUUUUCAAAUCAACAAUAAUUUUAAUUUUUUUUAAUAUUGUUUUAUAACAAAAGUACAAAUGUUAUUUUUAAAGCCAAAA
This is a messenger RNA of Acyrthosiphon pisum (pea aphid), 862 nucleotides long. RefSeq lists its product as uncharacterized. Gene Ontology annotation, molecular function: DNA binding. The coding region runs from base 85 to 801 and encodes 238 amino acids. NCBI's taxonomy places the organism in Eukaryota, Metazoa, Arthropoda, Insecta, Hemiptera, Aphididae. The transcript has 2 exons. The record is from RefSeq and is a predicted model, not a curated record.